AUGCAGCCAGGGCGGGCCUCCAUUCACGAUUUCAAGGGCUUCAUGGAGCUGUCGGCAGGACCCUCUGCAGCCAGGGAGAAGCUGUCCCUGGGGCCCGACCAGCUGCUGCUGCGGGGGACGAGGCUGCGGAACACGGACUACAUCAUCGGGGUGGUCGUGUACACCGGCGCUUGCACGAGGAUGGUGCUGAACUCCCGGCAGGCGCCCAUGAAGCAGUCCAACAUCGAGAUCACAACCAAUAGAGUGAUGUGGAUCGUCCUGGCGGCGCAGGCGCUCCUCGCCCUGUGCAGCGACAUCUUUUACCUGCUCAACAGGAGCUCCCUGGAGACUCACUGGUAUUUGUUGGGGACGCACAUCGGCCUCCCCAUCGGGAUCGCGUAUUGGUUGACUUUUUUCGUGUUGUACUCGAACUUGAUGCCAAUGUCUCUUUACAUGACGGUGGACAUGUGCAAUGCUGCCCACGCCUACUUCAUCAAGCACGACAAGAAGAUGUGUUACAUCGGGAAGAACCACCCGCACGACAGCUUUGCGUCCAACGUGCGCGCCUCGAACCUGUGUCAGGAGCUCGGCCAGGUGUCGUACAUUUUCUCGGACAAGACUGGUACGCUGACCCAGAACGUGAUGGAACUCCGGAUGAUUUUCAUCGCCGGUGUCAACAAGGCAUACGGCGACCGAGUCCUUCCACUCAGAUCAGCUCCUGGAGGCACGCCUGACAUGACGUUGGAGGACACGACUUGUUUUCUUGAGGUCCUCGCGGUGUGCCACAGCGUGAUGGUCACCGAGGGCAAGGAGGGCGGGGUCAACUACGAGGCCGAGAGCCCCGACGACGAGGCCCUGGUGGCGGGGGCCAAGGAGCUCGGCUGGGAGCUCCAGGCGCGGAACGGAGACAAGGUCACCAUCGGCACGGGAGCGGGCAGGAAAGAGGAAUACACCAUAGUGGCGACGAACGCGUUCACUUCUUCGCGAAAGCGAAUGUCCGUCAUCGCCAAGAAGGGCGAGGAGCACAUAUUGCUGGCCAAGGGCGCCGACAACGUGAUGGCAGACCGCCUCGCGCGGGGGCAGGACGAGAACGUCAG
Prorocentrum cordatum is the source of this 1076-nucleotide messenger RNA. The record is from the annotation of a GenBank genome assembly. Lineage: Eukaryota; Dinophyceae; Prorocentrales; Prorocentraceae.